AUGGUAAAAAACGAAACUUGUCCAAUUCAUCGAGUUAAUUUAUCAUUACCAAUUAUUAAAAAUGAUUCAUAUGAAAUUUAUUGUACAGAACCUUUAAAACAAAGUCUAUUAUCAUCAUAUCAAAAACCUCUUCAUGAUAAUAAUAAAAAAUUAAAUAACAGGACAACAAAAGUUCGAUCUCCUGGUCAUUUAAAUCAUCUUACUGGUCCAAUGCUCGUUAGUUUAUGUGUUGAAAUGCCUGUAAUAUCAAAAGAUUCAUCAUCAUCAAUAAGUGGUUCAGUAUCCAAUGCAUUAAUUAGUUCUGAUUAUUCUGAACAAACUUUACAUGCUGUACCUACGACAAUAAAACGUAAUAAAAAUGAUUGUAGACAAUCUCUAACAUUAUCUAACAAUCAACUUGUAUGUAAAUCAGAUGAAUUAUUCGAUGAAUCUUUAAUAACGAAAACAAAAGAUCGUAUGUGGCCAAAUAUUCAUCAUCCACAAUUAACAAACGUUAAAGUUUUACAUAGUAGAAAAACAUUUAAACAUAUAUUUAAUUCAAGUGAUAUUUAUUUACGAGCACCAAAUACAUCAUCAUUAGAAAAUUUAUCGCAUGAAUCAGUUAUAUCAUCAAAUGAACGCCUUCAUAAAAGAAUUGAACAGUUAACGAAACAUUUUUUUCCAACAAUUCGAAAACUUCGACAGGGUCAACCUUGUCCUGAAUUAAUUAAUAAUCGAAUGCAUUUACAUCGCGAAGAUAAGAGAGAUUUCUUACCGAAAGUUUCUCGUUCUCGUGUAGUUCGAUAA
Adineta steineri is the source of this 786-nucleotide messenger RNA. NCBI's taxonomy places the organism in Eukaryota, Metazoa, Rotifera, Eurotatoria, Adinetida, Adinetidae. The record is from the annotation of a GenBank genome assembly.